Molecule: messenger RNA, 2739 nt
Organism: Melitaea cinxia (Glanville fritillary)
Lineage: Eukaryota; Metazoa; Arthropoda; Insecta; Lepidoptera; Nymphalidae
Gene: Alh
Product: protein AF-10
Exons: 25
Biological process (GO): regulation of transcription by RNA polymerase II
Cellular component (GO): nucleus
Molecular function (GO): nucleosome binding; histone binding
Source: RefSeq, a predicted model, not a curated record
AUGAAGGAGAUUAUGAAGGAGAUGGUGGGUGGUUGCUGUGUGUGCUCGGACGAGCGCGGUUGGCCUGACAACCCGCUUGUUUACUGUGAUGGCAAUGGCUGUACUGUUGCGGUUCAUCAAGCAUGUUACGGAAUAAUAGCUGUACCAACUGGACCAUGGUACUGUAGAAAAUGUGAGAGCCCGGAGACAAAGGGCAAAGUUAGAUGCGAACUCUGCCCAUCUAAAUCUGGGGCAUUGAAACGCACAGACACAGGAGGCUGGGCCCACGUUGUCUGUGCCUUAUACAUACCUGAAGUGAGAUUUGGAAACGUCACAUCUAUGGAACCUAUCGUUCUGCGUCUCAUACCGCCCGAACGAUAUAAUAAGACAUGCUACAUUUGUCAAGAUAUGGGAAAAACUCACCGCGCCAACGCUGGUGCUUGUAUGCAGUGUAACAAAUCUGGAUGUAAGCAACAAUUUCACGUGACUUGCGCCCAGAGCCUCGGACUGUUGUGCGAGGAAGCUGGCAAUUACCUCGAUAACGUCAAAUACUGCGGAUACUGCCAACACCAUUACAGCAAACUGUUUGCUAAUUGUGAACUAAGCAUAGUAAGUAGGUAUAUAUAUGUACAGAAGAAGGGCGGUAACGUGAAGACGAUCCCGCCCUACAAGCCGGUGUCUCACGAUAGCCAGUCGAGCGACUCGAGUGAAAAGGACGAAGGGUCCCCAGCAGGCAGCGCUACGCCCACGCACACAGCUAAAGCUAAAGGGCCCGGUCGCAAGUCUUCGCAUUCAAGCGGUGGCGCCUCCGGAAAAAAUACGCCGAACUCGGUUAAAACCCCUACAAAUACACCACAACCUAUGGAUAAGAAGAAACCGUCUCCCUCUCGACGGGGAUCGUCUACGGGUGAAGGUGGUACUGGUAGUAAGAACAGCACACCAGCGCCCUCUCCACAACACUCUACCGAUUCCCAGACUCAAGCCCAAGCCCAAGCCCAGGGUCAGAGGUCUGGUGGUUCCACACCUAACAACACAGCGAAGAUUCCUCUCCCGACCGCGUCUCCAAACACUAACAAGCCGGAGUCGGGCGGCGUCAUUAGUUCAGUGGCGUCGGUCAAUGCAUCUGUGGCUUCUAUACCUAUGCCACCGACCCCAGUAACAUGCACAGUGGUCCAAGCGCCCACAUCGAAGCCAUCUGUAUACCAGGAGUCCGUAAUAACCAACACAGAAGCUAUCGAUACAAAACAGACCAAGAAACGCAAGGCGAUCACGGCCACUAAUAUGUCUAUGACCGCAGUGGACUAUGCCUCGACUACUCCACCUACAGUGAUGACCGACAUCAUAGCGCAAAACGCUAACAACCCUUGGGAAACUCCCAACCACGUGAACACCGAGGCUAGCACAGAGUCCGUGGAAAAGAUCAUCAAAAAGGCGAAGACAGAUGUCGCUGAACCGUCGUCCACACCGGCUCACUUCUCGAGCCUGAGCCCCGCGCCACCCCCACCCCCACCCCCACCAGCUCAUAGCCCCAGCUUAGUAUAAAGCUAUUUAUUUUUUUACCUCAGGCAUCUCCCAAGUCCUAUGCCAGGACCUAGUGGACUAAACCAGAUCUCAAACAUACGGUCGCCUUCACAUACACAGGUAAGCAAGGAGAGGGAGCCAUCGCUGCUGGUCUCCGUGCCUCUCACCGGGCACGGGCUCAACCUCACCACGCAUGCACAGAUCCCGCAGCCUCAAGAUAUGGCGCUGUCAUCGCCUCAUAUAUUCCAUCAGUUCCACAAGCAGGCUGCUAUGGAACCCGUUCAUUCACCUCAUGGUAUUUCGGGCAGAGGUGCCUGGGGCGGUCUGAACGUGGCCUACGAGAUGCAGGACCCGAACAAACCCGGCAUAAGCGGUAUGCCCGGAACGAGUAAAGACGCCAGCGUUGGUGUGAACCUGGGACCCAUGCCACCCGCGGCCAUUAGAAACAAGAAACGCGCAGCUAUGGCUACUUCCGUGGUUUCAAUGGCCAACAACAACAUGCCAUCUAUGCAAACAGCCACAGCUCAGAAUAUCGCGAGUGUGCGUCGUCCACCGCAACCGACUCCGCCACCGAUGUACCAAGAGAUUAUCAAGGAUUCGCCGCCCAGUUCGCCUAAUUCCGAACGUCCUCUAAAACCGAAAUUGGAAAAUAAAAUCGGGGCAAGUUGCACGGCACCACAUAUGUUGGGUAACGAAUUAAAUCCCGAAAGCGGGGCGGCGGCUCGCCUCCAAGAACAGUUAAGUGCAGAGCUGGCCGCCCACGCCGCAGGCACAAACGCGCCUGGUGGGCCCGACGCUCUCGUCCCACCGCCGUUGAUCAAUAGGGCUACAAAUACGUCGAGUGCUGGAGGGUCUCGCGGUACUUCCAGUGCUCAGAGCCUCGAUCAACUUCUGGAGCGGCAAUGGGAGCAAGGAUCACAAUUUCUAAUGGAACAAGCGCAGCAUUUCGACAUAGCGUCUCUCCUCUCCUGCCUGCACCAGCUCCGAACCGAGAACGUCAGGCUCGAGGAGCACGUCGGCAACUUGCUCCAGCGCCGGGACCACUUGCUCGCGGUGAACGCGCGGCUCGCGAUACCACUGACGGCGGUGGUGCCGGGUCCAGGGGAGCCGCCUCGUUGUCCGCGCGAGAACGGAGGCCAAGUACGCGGUCCGCAGGGUCCCGUGCGACCCAACGAGACCAUCACAUCUGACCGACAACAUCAGCUAAUUAUGCGCGAGGUGCAACAGAAGCCCAGCUGA